Molecule: messenger RNA, 1738 nt
Organism: Triplophysa rosa
Lineage: Eukaryota; Metazoa; Chordata; Actinopteri; Cypriniformes; Nemacheilidae
Gene: lmod2a
Product: leiomodin 2 (cardiac) a
Biological process (GO): myofibril assembly; muscle contraction; pointed-end actin filament capping
Cellular component (GO): myofibril; striated muscle thin filament
Molecular function (GO): tropomyosin binding
Source: RefSeq, a predicted model, not a curated record
UACUACGAACGCAUCUCGCAAACUACAAACAAUUAAAGGGAGAGUAAGAGUGCAUACUCAGAAAACAAAGCGUAGAAUUACAAGUAUGAGCAUUUUUGGCUACCAAAAAGAGCUUGGUGAGUAUGAGGACAUCAGUGAAGAUGACCUUCUGGCCUCCUUAACCAGCGAGUAGAUCCGGGAGCUGGAGAAGAUUGUGGCUGAAAUGGAACGUGAUGAGAAUAUACCCAUCGGACUGAGAGGCUGUCCCCUUAGGCAGGAGGACCAGACAGCCAAACGGUCAACGGGAACGUUUAGCCGAGAGGAUCUGCUAAAGUGGGAGAAUGACAAUAACAGUUUGUUAAAGGACAGUAUGGAUGAGAGCCAGACAGAUAAGAGUGAAGAAUGCGCCACUGAAGAGCCUGUGGAUAAUGAAGACAAGGGCGGACAGCACAAUAGAGGCCACAAACAAAAGGGAGACGGAAAGAAACAUGCUAGGUCAAGCAACAGGAAUUUCAUAGGUUGCAAUACCAAUGACAACAUUAGUAACAGUGUCCUCCAUCGUAUGAAUUCACUUAAACAUUACACCAUAAGGCCAAGUGGUAACCCUACUGAUAUUGAAAAGACCUUGGAGAAGACCUUAAGCAUGGAUGCUUUUGUGAGUUCAGUCAACCUAAACGACAUCGAGAACAUCUCCCGUGUGGUUUUGCUAAGUUUUGCUGAAGCUUUGACCUCCAACACUCAAGUUAAGACCCUCAGUCUUGCCAACACCCAUGCAGAUGACCAUGUGGUAGUUACAAGGUAAACUAACGGUUUGCUUCACUGAGAAAGGUAAAAGAAGGAACUCAGGCCAAAAUGAUUUUUUAAUGCUUUUGCUUAAAGGGGCGAUGAAUUAAGACCUCAAUUUUAACCCGAGCUUUUGUUAUAUAAGAGUGAAUCGUAUUCAAGCAAACAUCCUGUAAGUGUCAGAACUGAAAACGCCCUUGUUACUGAAAUAACAACUGUUAUUGACACCAGGCUCAGCGAACGCCAAGUCCUGGAAUGCACCUAUCUGAUAGGUUGAACACCGCCUCCACAGAAAAAUAUCAAUGACUACUUCUCUAGCCCCGCCCACUGGUUCGCGCAUGACAGUACUGAAGUAAGUUGCGCAAAACCAGAUAAAGCGAGCAAGCAAUAAACAUGCCGUUAAAGAUCGCACAAUAUUGUGGAGUCAGUGCCUGGUUGUGGAAGAACACAGUCGCUGCAUAACCUUCCUUCGGAUUCCCACAUUAGUAAUGCGUGGUUGAAGUUUAUUUUUAAAGAGGUUCCAGCUCACGUGCAUGGGUAAAACAUUACCGCGGAUUCCUUUGUGAACAAGGCACAGGUCGACGCUGGAUUUGCGGAGAGACUAAAAUUAAAAAGCAGUGCUGUACCGUCAAUAUUGGAUCCGAUAGGAGUGGCGCAGCAAUCUUAUGUGAGUAAGACAUAUUUGUACUAUGCGUCACUAUUGCUUCGUUAGAGAUCGCUUGAUGUGCCCUGAGCCCUAUUCGCACGGGAUUAGCAUUACCUGGGGACCUCUAGUCAUUUGUAAUACUUGCGGAGGUUGUCUGUGAUCUUAAUCCCGUGCGAAUCGUUAAACACCAUACAACUAUAGGCUAUACAAACUAUACGCAAAGCCUUGCCAUCACAUCCGGGAAAUAAGUCAGUAAAUUUGAGUAAAAUCACAGGCUUCAUUUAUCCCGUGCGAAUGCACCACAUGAAAUACAGAUGUGGGGAGGUAAUU